GUGAGCUUCAUAUUCUACGCCAAGCGGUGGCCCGAGGGCCAGUUUGACUACCUGCGGGACCGCGUCACCAAGGGGUUUGGGCGCAACGCGAGCAACUGGGGGUACAGCAACAUCCUGGGGCGGCCGUGGGCGGAUGUGGUGCAGGACGAGAGCAAGUACUUCAAGAACGGCGUCAUGUCCGUCUUUGCUGAGGUGCAGAUCCUAGAGGAUGCUGGGAGGGGGCCCGUUGUAGGGGGGUGA
Molecule: messenger RNA, 240 nt
Organism: Closterium sp. NIES-65
Lineage: Eukaryota; Viridiplantae; Streptophyta; Zygnematophyceae; Desmidiales; Closteriaceae
Source: the annotation of a GenBank genome assembly